Molecule: messenger RNA, 1503 nt
Organism: Colletotrichum aenigma
Lineage: Eukaryota; Fungi; Ascomycota; Sordariomycetes; Glomerellales; Glomerellaceae
Gene: FCK2-3
Product: Cytochrome P450 monooxygenase FCK2
Exons: 2
Coding region: 1-1503 (500 amino acids)
Molecular function (GO): heme binding; oxidoreductase activity, acting on paired donors, with incorporation or reduction of molecular oxygen; monooxygenase activity
Source: RefSeq, a predicted model, not a curated record
AUGAUCGCAUUACUUCUAUCCCUCACCCUCAUCGUCCUCGUUCUCGAGCCCCUGAUAACAUACCUCCGGGACAAAAAGCGCCUCCGUCGGUUCCCAAACGCUACAUACUUCUCCGGCAUAUCCAACAUCCCCUUCAUGAUCCUUCGCUACCGCGGCUUCCGCUCCAAAGAAGUCCACCGUGCCCACCAACACCACCCGGUCCUCCGACUCGGCCCCAACACCAUCUCCUUCUCCUCGCCCGGCGCGAUCCGGGCCAUCUACGGCCACGCGACCCCCUGCGCCAAGGGCGGCUCCUACGAGAACACCCUCACGCCCCACGCCGGCCUGAUCGAGGUCAUCGACAAGCAGGAUCACGCCGCCAAACGCCGCAUUUUGUCCAACGCCUUCGCCACGCGCAACCUCGAGCAGUGGGAGUUCAAGGUCGCGGACAAGGUGCGGCGGCUGACGCAGCGAUUGGAUCAUGCCUGUGCUGAGAAGGGCCUCGCUGUGGUGGACUUUCGCAAAUGGGCUAAUUUGUUUACCGUCGAGGCCAUCGUGGACAUUGCGCUGAGCCAGCGGCUGGGAUGUCUUGAGAGGGGGGACGAUCUAGUGCGUAUCACGACGUCCGAUGGGGAUGAGAAGACUGUGCCGUUCAUCGAGGGUCUCCAUGCGCCGAGGAGGGCUUUAUCGAUGAUUGUCUGGUCGCCUUGGUGUCGGCGUGUGAAGCCCGUAUUGGAGAGCAUCUCGGCGCUUUUCAGCACUGGUCGCCAGCUCGGCGAGGACUUCAACGAACUGCUAGAGUGUCUGGUCAGGGAGCGAGUACGCAAACAUGAGGCAGGAGAAGAGCUGGAUGAUCUAGCCACCUGCCUCUUCCAAGACAAGGCUGGACAAGCACGCAACCUGCAAUUCGCCGCGAUCCAGGGACAGAUGAGUACACUCCGCUCAGACGCCACGGCGAUAGCCUUGACCCACGUCAUGUACUUCCUCCUCAAGAACCCAGACAUUCUCAAAAGGCUCCGGGAGGAGGUCGACCUCCACGCCGCCAUAGACACCGACGGCGUCGCAACCUACGCCAGCGUCAAGAACCUGCCCUACCUCCGCGCCUGCCUCGACGAGUCCCUGCGCCUCCUCCCUCCGGUCUGCACGGGGCUCCAUCGCGUUACGCCCCCAGAGGGUUACGAGAUCGACGGCCACUGGAUCGCGGGAGGCACCGCCGUCGCGGUCCCCAUCUACACGGCCCACAGGAACCCAGCGUUCUUCCCCGAGCCUGAGAGGUACGUGCCCGAACGGUGGCUGUCUGAGAAGGCCAAGGACGCGCAGGCUUCCUUCAUCCCGUUCAGCGCGGGCGCUCGCGGCUGUAUUGGGAGGAACAUUACCUACAUAGAGCAGAUGAUGCUGCUGGCCAGCUUGGUGCGGCGGUAUGACUUUGGCUUUGACGAUGAGGAGUUUGAGCUGGCUCACGAGGAGGCGUUUAAUCUUUGGCCGGGCCCCAUGCGUUUGCGCAUCCAGAGACGACAUGUGUGA